AGCGACAAAAUCAUAAACAAAAAAUUGUCGAGGCUGCUUUCUAUAGAGAAAUUCGACGUCUUUAAUUUGAAUGUAAUAGAAAUAAAAAUAUAACUUUGUGAAGAUGAGAUGUUAGCAAAAAUCGAACAUGUUUCCUUUUACCUCUUCACCGUUUUUAUGUUUUCAAUUGUACUGUUCUGUUACGGAUUCUUUCCCUUAUCGUUUUCAACAUCCAACAAAUCCAGUCUAUUGGAUUUGCCCAGUUCGCUGGACAAUGUCAAGCUCAACGCAAGUCUGUACAAAACACGACACUCGCGUGCCGUUCUGAUGGUUAUUGACGCCCUGCGAACCGAUUUUGUUAUGCAGCCACAAAACAUGCCAUUCUUGAAUGAGUUGCUUGCCAACGGAACUGCAUGUCAGUAUAAGGUGCAAGUUCAUCCACCUACUGUGACAAUGCCGAGGAUUAAAGCAAUGACGUCUGGUGCUAUUCCAAGCUUUCUGGAUGUUAUUUUGAAUUUAGGUAGCCCCGAAUGCGAUGUUGAUACGUUCUUGUAUCAACUGGUUCAUCAGCAUCAGCGAAUUGUGUUUUAUGGGGACAAUACAUGGACUAGUAUGUUUCCCGCUUUAUUCCACAGGACAGGCGAAAAUGUAGAUUCACUUUAUGUAAACGAUUUUUAUGAGGGGGAUAGGAACAUCACAAAACAUAUGCAUUCUGAAUUCAAUAAUUAUGAUUGGAAGUUGAUGAUUCUACAUUUUUUGGGACUUGACCAUAUCGGUCAUGUGGAAGGGCCUUUUAGCAACAAGGUCCCUACCAAAUUGCAAGAAAUGGACAACGUUAUCAGGAAUAUUUUUGAAGCAAUGUACACACAGGUUACUAAGAAUAGAAAAUUUCACACUAAGUCUCUAAUGGUUAUUACGGGUGAUCACGGAAUGCGUGACUCUGGGGGCCAUGGUGGAUCUACCUAUGCGGAAACACAUGUUCCACUACUGAUUAUUGGAAACAGCUGUUCGAAGAGUGAUCAGCUUUACCUACAAAUCGACGUUGCUCCUACUAUAGCCGCACUGAUGGGAGUUGCCAUUCCUUAUUCCUCGAUUGGCUCACUAGUAGAACCAGUUUUGAAUGAUAUCCCGCCAGUUGAGAGAGUGUAUGUUGCAUAUUACAAUACCAAAAGACUGAUUGAUAAAAUCAAAAUAUUCCAUCAGAAUAAUCUUAAAGAGCAAGAUUUUUUCUUGCAAUAUAAGGAAGCCAAACUGUUGCACACUAUGUUUCUAGAAAACCAAGAUGAUUUAACUAUUUUGGAGAAAGCGAUGAACAAGUAUUCAAUCGUCAGCCGAAGCGUAUCCAAGCUCUUGAUUAAGAAUUAUAUUCAAUAUGACAUGCUCAGUAUUCUAACUGGAAUUGUUCUAAGUAGCUUUACUACAAUCUUAGUUGUUAUGUUAAUUAUGAGUCCACAAAGCACUAACAUCAGAAUUGAAGUGAAGCUCAUCAACUUCGUGAUCUUUUCAGUCUUUGGAGUAUUGAUCAAGUAUUCCAUACAACAAUGUUCAAUGCUUGAAUCUAAUAUUAUUCACAACAGCUACGUAUAUCAUCUACUCUUCAUGUCGAUUCUUUUAAUUUGUUUUGCACAUUAUAAUAUUUUCGUAGCGCUACUUCAAUUGAUAAACAAAACAAGUCUUCGAAAUUUAAGGCUUAGCAUGCCCAUAUCUUUUUUACUGUUCGGAUCCAUUUUCCACAUUUUGUCCUUUUGUAGCAGUUCGUAUAUUGAAGAAGAACAUCAGACCUGGUAUUAUUUGGCCAAUACUUUAUUUCUACUGCUUACUUUGCUAGAAUUAAAGAUUGCGAACACCACUAUAAACGAGAUCAGCCAUUCAAGGACAAGCAAACUUCUUUUGUCAUACUGUCGGCAAGAGAGGGUUGAAUUCUGCAUCCGUGCCAUGUUGUUUUUCUGUGGUCAUAUCGCCCUUCGGCGCUGGAAUCAGACGGGUGAUAAGUGGCAGCAUGUUCCUGAUCUUGGCGAUUGGUUUGUAAAAGAAGAGAAUAGAUUUUGGCUGAGCAUCGUGCUGUUUUUUGGAUUGUGUUAUACUGUGAUAGCUAUUGGGCAAAUUUCUGGAUUUCUUACAACAGUACUAAGCUUGACUGCAUGUUUGCUAGUUUAUUAUUACAGACUUAUGACCGGUUUCGUCAGUUUGUUUGGAAUAGUGCCAUCGAAAACUGAUAGUUGUUUAACAAUAUUUUGGGUUAAUCUAUUGGAAAUUUUAUGCAUAGGUCUUUUGCCAUCACUAUACAGAAUAGCGAUGGGUAAACCAGCCCAAAAAUCUAGUCCAGUGCUAGUCAGUAUUAUAACUAUUUUUACAUUGCUAUCGACGCUUAUACACAAGCCGCAUAAUGUAAUCUUAGUUGCCGCAUUGCUCUCCAGCAGCCGUUAUUUAGUAGCAAGAAUCGAUCACAUCAGCGAGAGUAAGUCAGAAAAUCUGCUACUCAAAAUCGUCGCACACAUUUGGUUAGGCAAACUUUUUUAUUUCUAUCAGGGUAAUUCGAACAACCUCGCCACUAUCGAUCUCAACGCCGGUUAUGUCGGACUAAGUAGUUUUAAUUUCAUCUGGGUCGGAUUGUUGUUAACACUCAAUACUUUCAAUACCGCCGUGAAUUCCCCCCUACAGUAAGUUGACCCACCAAGCGAAGACACCAACCACCAAGCGGAGAAAAAUACCCACGACAAUGCGCCACCUAGCGGUGAACACUGCAACCACCGCGGAAAUGCCCCCUACACCUAAGGAUGGUAUGCACUAAAAUUUUAAUAUAAUUGUAUUUAAUAAUUAUAGAAAUAAAAUGUAAUUAAAACAAAUGACGUAAUCCGAAUACUCCAAUAAUGUACAAGAGAUGCAAAGUCCCAGAUAGCAGGCUGAACCGAGUAAUAAACAGUUUUUUAAAUAGAUUUUGAAGUACAUUUUAUAUGUUGGUGAUGUAAAGUUAUGGUAGGAAGUGGGUGAGCACUACAACCACCGCGGAAAUGCCCCCUAGAUCUAAAGAUGGCUUGCAGUAAAAUAUUAAUAGAGUUGUAUGUAUUUAAUAAUUAUUGAACAAUCUUAACAAAAUACACCUAGGGAUGGUUUGCAAUAAAGUUUUAAUAGAUUUGUA
Messenger RNA from Topomyia yanbarensis, 3118 nucleotides. RefSeq names its product GPI ethanolamine phosphate transferase 2 (gene PIG-G). Gene Ontology annotation, biological process: GPI anchor biosynthetic process. The record is from RefSeq and is a predicted model, not a curated record. NCBI's taxonomy places the organism in Eukaryota, Metazoa, Arthropoda, Insecta, Diptera, Culicidae. The coding region runs from base 109 to 2643 and encodes 844 amino acids. Gene Ontology annotation, cellular component: endoplasmic reticulum membrane. The transcript is spliced from 9 exons.